This is a messenger RNA of Penicillium brasilianum, 2489 nucleotides long. The record is from the annotation of a GenBank genome assembly. Lineage: Eukaryota; Fungi; Ascomycota; Eurotiomycetes; Eurotiales; Aspergillaceae.
CCCCCUUUGGCCCUUUGGCUUUACUCUUCUGAUUUCCACUUUUAUCUUAUCCCACCCGCCCCUUCUCCAUCCCAAGACCCAACUUUCCAACCUUUUGAUCAAUUUCAACCCACCUCCCCCCUUCUAGAACCACACUCGCUCCUCUCCUCUCGCUUCUUUCCAUUCACAUCCCCCCUAUUCUUAUAUAACCUGCCCCCUCCCACUAUUCAUUACCGAAAGGGGUCAGGUACCUACACCUACAAUCAUGGCAACUCUCGCAGAACAUCCUAUGCACGCCACGGCCUCGCCGAUGCCGAUGAACACCACUUACGAUCAAGACCUCGACUCCUUCAUCAACUUCGAUCAACUCGCCUACACUUCCGCCGAGGCCGCCCGUCCCAAGGUCGCGCUCGCCAGUCAGUCGUCCGUCACCGGCACCGAGUACAGCGCCAGUGAUGUUCGCAGCACCAGCUUCGCUUCCAGUGGACAAUCCCCCCUCGCUUUCCCUGCCCCUAGCCACCACUACGAAGAGCACCGCCAGCAGACUGGUCUUCCCCCCGGUGCCUUGUCCAUGACCUUUAACCAGGUCCCCCAGAUGAACUUCAGCAACGGCGGCCAGGCUUACCCGAUGAAUGGAGACGUUUUCCCUACACAGAUGAAGCGUGAGGAAACGUCCUUUGACUUCAACACCGCCCCGGUUCGUAACCCAUCUGAGAUGGAUGUCGAGUCCGACGGUCUUCCCAACGCUCCGUAUUUCUUCCAGGCUGGCGCUGGCAAGAACCAAUAUGUCGACCCCAACGCGCUCGGCGGCCAUGAGCUGGCUCAGGCCGGUCCGUCCACACAGGUUGGCCGCAUGUACCCUGGCAUGCAUCAGCAGCAGGCUGCUAUGGCCAAGGCCCAACAACAAAGGCAGCACAACGACAUGAUCCGUCAACAACAGAUGCAACAGCGUCGUGUGGAGGAGGUUCCCAAUGCUGCCGCUCCCCGUGGCACCCGUCAGCCCGAUCCCGUUGUUGAGGAACGUAUCUCGCGCCUGCUCCAACAGAUGCGUGCCAAUGCCGUCGCCGCCGGCGAGACCUCCCCCUCUCCUUCCUCCGUCCUGCCUCACAUGGCAAAGGCCAAGAAGGACGAAGCUGAUAUGGAUGAGGAUGAGCGUCUCUUAGCUAGUGAGGAGGGCAAGAAGCUCAGCAGCAAAGAGCGUCGCCAGCUGCGCAACAAGGUGUCCGCACGUGCUUUCCGCUCACGUCGUAAGGAGUACAUCGGUCAACUCGAAAGUGAGAUUGCCACCCGCACCAACGAGGCUCACGAGCUGCGUCUGCAAAACCGUGCCCUCUACGAGGAGAACGCCCGCCUGAACGACUUGGCCCGCAUGCUCCUGGGCUCUCCCCACUUUUCCAGCUUCCUGAACGACAUGCCCGACACCCUCUCAUCUCAAAUGGCCGCCCCUCAGCAGCCUCAGCAGCAGGUCCAGCACCAGCAGCCUGCUCCUCAAGCUACGAUCUCCAAGGAGGCCACUCCUGCCCGUCUCCAGGACUUCCAGAUGCAGCAAAACUCCCAGGUCGCCAUGGCCAUGGUCCCCAACCAGGCUAUGAACGCCUCCAUGAUGACCAGCAACGGUUGGAACUCGGGUAUCGACAUGAACUACGGCAACGCUCCAGUAUUUGCAGUUCUGGAAGUGCCUGCGGGUCCCGAGCUCGACAUUGAGGCUCUCUGUGGCAAGUCGCUCACUCCUCUGUCCAGCGAGAAGACCGAGGCUCCCGUCCUUGACCUGCCUGAGAUCCCCGACCUGGAUGCUCUGACCCAGAAGUCCGAUGUCAGCUUCCUCGCUGACUCCGAGUCGGACCUCUUUGCUGAUUCGCCUGCCACUUUCAGCUCUGGUGAUGAUGCGCUUGUCUUUGACGGUAUUCUGACCGAGAAGGCCUCCCCCAGCUACCAGUUGGUGGUUGAGAACCCCGACGAGGUUAAUGCCGCCGACAAGAUCCGUCUGAGAUCGCUCUGCCAGAGCAUGCACGCCGCCUUUGAGCGGGUGUCAUUAGCCACCUCCCACCUCCAGUGAUUCCCCAUAUAGCGUCCUACCUUUCUGGUCCCCAAUUUUCUUUGUAUAUCUGCCUAUUCAUGUACUAGCAUUAUCCCGUCACCUUUCUUCUUCGUGCUUUCUUCUUUUAUAUGGCCUGGUGAUACAUCUACGCCGAACUGUCUAGCUAUAUCUUGCGAGUGAUCGGGCUGGAGUUCUCAGAUGUCGCCUCGGGAGUUUUGUGGCGCUUCUUCAUUCGUUUUUUAACAUCAUGUGUAUCUCCCGGGCUGGGCUAUGGGCUUUUUGGGUGGAAAUUUUGUAGCGAUUACUCGGCGCAUAUAUGAUGAAACAGCGAAAUAACUGCUGAAAAUUGAUUGAACUACUCUAUGGAUAAAUAUCUCCAAGCCUCAUAAUUCCAGCUCUUUUUAAUGUACGUAUAAAUCGGUCGUCGAUGUAAUGGGUGAUCAAGUAGUUUUCUUUAAGGUCUGAUGGCGAC